AUGCGUCGACGCGCCCUCGACGCCGCGCGCGCGUCGCCCAGAGGUGGACGCACCGCCGAACGCGCGUCGUCGCGAUCGUCCGCGACGCCCGCGCGCGCUCGAGCGCGCUCGAGCGCGAGCGCGGGACAGGUGGACCCGAACGAGCGAGCGAAAUUCGAACGCGACGCCGCGCUGUGGUGGAACGAAACGCGCGGCCCGUUCGCGGCGUUGCACGCGAUGAACCCGACGCGCGUGGCGUUCGUUCGCGACGCGAUGCGGGAGCAGUUUAAGGAGACGCUGGGGACGAAUGCGAUGCGAGACGCCUUGAGAGGGACGCGCGUGUUAGACGUCGGGUGCGGCGGGGGCAUAUUCGCCGAGUCGUUGGCGCGUUUGGGGGCCGACGUGACGGCGAUCGACGCGGGGUUGGCGAACAUCGAGAUCGCCAGGGCGCACGCGGCGCGAGAUCCGGGUUUGGACGGACGAUUGCGAUACGAACACGUCGCCGCGGAGGCGCUGGGCGACAGAGGGGAGACGUUCGACGCGGUGACGAGUUUAGAGGUGAUCGAGCACGUGAGCGAUCCCAUGGGGUUUGCGAAAUCGCUUGGAAAGUUGGUUCGACCCGGUGGGGCUCUGUUUUUGAGCACAAUCAAUCGCACGGCGCGGUCGUUCGCGUUCGCCAUCGUCGGCGCCGAGCGCGCGCUCGGACUCGUGCCGCCGGGGACGCACUCGUUUUCAAAGUUUCUCACCCCCGGCGAGGUCGCUCUGUUGGCAUCUAGGAGCGGGUGCGAGAUGCGCGAGCUGGCCGGGAUGGUGUACGACCCCAUUCGUAACACCUGGGCGCUCUCGACGGAUGUGCAGAUAAAUUUCAUCGCGCACUGCGUCAAGGCGAAGGAAUCGACAAAGAAGAGUAAAGACUAG
Molecule: messenger RNA, 897 nt
Organism: Ostreococcus tauri
Lineage: Eukaryota; Viridiplantae; Chlorophyta; Mamiellophyceae; Mamiellales; Bathycoccaceae
Product: Ubiquinone biosynthesis O-methyltransferase
Exons: 1
Coding region: 1-897 (298 amino acids)
Biological process (GO): ubiquinone biosynthetic process
Molecular function (GO): 2-methoxy-6-polyprenyl-1,4-benzoquinol methyltransferase activity
Source: RefSeq, a predicted model, not a curated record